Trypanosoma theileri is the source of this 1845-nucleotide messenger RNA. Its product is annotated as mitochondrial oligo-U binding protein TBRGG1. The annotation marks the transcript as partial. The transcript has a single exon. NCBI's taxonomy places the organism in Eukaryota, Euglenozoa, Kinetoplastea, Trypanosomatida, Trypanosomatidae. The record is from RefSeq and is a predicted model, not a curated record.
GAUUACGGUGAUCAAGGCAAUCAAGGUGAUUGGGGUGGUCAACGUGGUGGUGGCAGACGUGAUUACGGUGAUCAAGGCAAUCGAGGUGAUUGGGGUGGUCAACGUGGUGGUGGCAGACGUGAUUACGGUGAUCAAGGCAAUCAAGGUGAUUGGGGUGGCCAACGUGGUGGCGGCGGCCGACGUGAUUACGGUGGUCGAGACGACCGUGGAGGGGAUGGUGGGUUUGAGCGUGGAAAAUCUGCGAGAACUGGUAAUUCAGGGCGUGAAGGCCGCUUCCAAGAUGGUCGAGGUGAUGAUGAUAGGAUGCCACUGGCACCGUUUGAUGAGAAGGCCGCUAAGACCCUCUUUGAUAUGAAGCGUCAGUAUAAGGGUGCCAAAUCCGGGAAGGAACGGCGAGAAAUUCAACGUGAAGCCCGCCGAGUUAUUCGCCGCGCACGAAUUGAUCCUUCAACACAGGAUGAGAAAACGGUAACAAUGCUUCUCAACUGUGCUGCCACAUUCCGUAGUUAUCCACAUUCGGAGGGUAUCAAACAGGCUGUGGAGUGGAUGCGACAAAACAUUGAUGCUCUCUCCCCACAAAAUUUGGCUCUUUUUGCUAAUGCUGUUGGUGCAUUAUCCGUAGUAGAUAGUGAUAUUAUUUUACUUCAAGAGGUCUCACCUGCUGUUCAAUCAGUCUUUACACAGAUGAGUCCUGUUGAGUUAGUAAUGGUUCUUCAGGCUUUUCAGCGUGAAAAAGUUUCAGACAACGGCCCAUUACAGGAUUCUAUGUUACAACAAUUAUCUUCUUGUGUACCUCAGAUGCCUGUUCCACAGCUAUCCACAUUGGCAAGUAUCCUUGUAACUGCUCCUCUUCGUAAGAGCAAUGAAGCUGCAUGGAUCGAGAUGACAAAAGCUGUGGCAUCAAAAGCAGUAUCGAAUGUAGAAAAAAUGCAUUCUAGGGAAGUCAUCACAUUAUUAAAGGCUGCCCCGCACCUUUCUGUUCCUGAGGAACACAGCCUUCAACUCGUUAAUAGAGCUAUAGCGACUGUGGGUUUUCACACAGAUGAGCAAGUGGGUGAAAUUCUUGAAGCUGUGGCAGCUUACCGUGAACAAAAUACUGCAGGAAAAGAGCUGCAAGAUAAGCUUGAUGAAUUGAUUAGCGUUCUCUGGACGCGUUUACAAAAGGUAGCACCCUACGCUGAUUUAGCGAGUGCAACAUGGAUUAUGCGUCAGUCGCGGAAGUGUGGGGUAAAUGUUCCCCCUGCAAUUAUGGAAGCCUUACUAGAGGCGGUAACGAGAGAACUCCGUUACCAUCGCUACACAUUUCGCCGAUGUGCAGCUUUGGCUGAGGCUUUGGCGGAACAAAAGGCACCUGCCAAGUUGCUGCUGCAGUUACUUGGGGACUACUGCAUUGGUAAGCGUCCCCCACGUGAGGAUCGGGAAGCGGCUGACCCACAGGAUGAAGAAAAUACCCGGGAAGUUCGCAUGGAUAUUUAUGCACGCUUUCUUGGAGAUCUCACACGAGCGCGUGUUGCACUGGAGGAUGCCUACAAUGCCCACCCCAAUAACGGCGAGCCAGGUGAGAGUUUGGCUGUCGUUCUCCCCCAACGAUUGGAGGAGAGUGUCCAGGAUGCAUCACCACGUGAGGUGUUGAAAUGUGUACGGUCACUUUGUACAGCAUCUGAAGAUUGCCGCACACGUAACCACACGAAUAGUGAUAAGAUAAUGAAUUUAGUGGAACAACGACUAUCUAAGGAACGUGAGAGUUUUCUAAAGGAGUUGUCGAAAAAAAAUAUAGAGGAUUUUAUCCUUGCUGUGGGAGACGCACCUCGCGCAAAAAAGAUUGUCCGGGUAAUCUCUAACUGA